This is a messenger RNA of Phalaenopsis equestris, 534 nucleotides long. RefSeq lists its product as uncharacterized. Gene Ontology annotation, biological process: mRNA catabolic process. Gene Ontology annotation, molecular function: mRNA binding; demethylase activity. The record is from RefSeq and is a predicted model, not a curated record. The transcript has 2 exons. The coding region runs from base 1 to 534 and encodes 177 amino acids. NCBI's taxonomy places the organism in Eukaryota, Viridiplantae, Streptophyta, Magnoliopsida, Asparagales, Orchidaceae.
AUGAAGAAUAAUGGGCUGUGUGUUCCACCUCAGGAUGUUAGGUUGUGCAGGUCAUUUGGGAAGAAGAUGUAUUCUGAGCCACAGAACUGGAUGCAUGAAAGGGGACAAAUUACCAUUCAAUGUGGUUGUUGCUAUAACUUCAUAGUUGAUAAGAACGGGAAUCCCCCAAGCAUCUUGAGGCGUGAUGAAGUAGAUUCAAUGAAUUUCGGGGAUAAUAUUCCUCCCCACAUAGAUCAUCAUGAUUUUGUCAGACCCUUCUGCACAGUGUCAUUCAUCAGCAAAUGCAAAAUAAUGUUUGGAAAGGAGUUGGAUAUCAUCAGACCAGGCAACUUUCAAGAAUCGGGGAAGAUUCCCUUGCUUGUGGGGUCUGUCUUAGUACUUAAUGGGAAAGGAGCUAACUUAGCUAAGCAUUGCAUUCCAAGCGUACCACGAAGAAGGGUGUUUGUCACUAUAAGAAGGAUGGAUGACAACAAGGUGCCAUAUGGAUACCGUUUUGACCUGGAUCUCGAAAGAUUACAGCCUUUGGAGUUGUGA